GCGUUUACACCGACUUCACUCGAUACAAAUUGCACGAGUUUGUACACACUCGAGAAAUAAAAAAUACACGUGUAUUUUAAUUGCGUAUAUAGUUUCAUUGUACCUCUGUAUCUGUGUUCUGAAUGUAACAAUCAAAGAAAGCGUGCGAAUGUUCUGCCCAUCAUUUUAUAACAUUGGUUUACACUUUGGGCGGCUGUUAUGAUGGAAGUGUGGAGAAAAAGAGAGGGAGCGAAAGGGAAAAAAGGACAAACUGAGACGGAUCGGCCACUUACGGGAAAGGAGGAUCCAUCUGCUGGCGAAUCUGGAGUUAGACGCCACAACAUGAUGCAGGGUUCAUAACCAAGAAUACAAACACGACAUCGAUUGAACGUUUGCUAUAAAUAAUACUGUUGCUGCAAGACUCACCAUGGACGCUGAUCUGUACGAUGAAUUCGGCAAUUAUAUCGGGCCCGAUUUGGCCUCCGAUAGCGAAGACGAAAAUGAGUAUGGGAACGCUGGAGACGAUGUCGACGACAGGGAGCGCUCCGACGAGGAAAUGGAGGAGGACAAAGAUGAGUCUAGGGAGCAAAAUGACCAGGGUAACUCUAUGGCGGUAGUGCUGCACGAAGAUAAAAGAUAUUACCCUAGCGCACUGGAAGUAUACGGACCAGAGGUGGAAACAUUAGUGCAAGAAGAGGAUGCCCAGCCAUUGGACAAACCACUGAUAGCACCAACUAGGAAGCCAAAGUUUCAGAUCAAGCAGCAACAACUUCCAGAAACGACGUAUAGCAUAGAAUUCUUGGCAGACAUGAUGGAUGCACCCCAUUUAAUUAGGAACGUUGUACUGCUCGGUCACUUGCACCAUGGGAAAACUACUCUAGUCGAUUGUUUGGUGAGGCAAACCCAUCCCUAUCUCCACAGUGUAACGGAUGAAAAGCCUUUGAGGUACACAGACACUCUAUUCACGGAGCAGCAGCGGGGCGUAUCAACCAAAGCGACACCUGUGACUCUGUUGUUACAGGACGUGAAGUCUAAAUCUUAUCUAUUAAACAUAUUUGAUACCCCGGGCCACGUGAACUUUUCCGACGAGGCGACCGCCGCGAUACGUUUAUCUGACGGCGCAAUCCUAAUCGUGGACGCCGCAGAGGGUGUAAUGUUGAACACUGAGCGGCUGCUGAAACACGCGCUUCAAGAGAAGCUUGCGUUAACAGUCUGUAUAAACAAGAUAGACCGUCUGAUCUUGGAGUUAAAACUGCCUCCGUUAGACGCGUACUAUAAAUUGAGGCACAUUAUCGAGGAGAUCAACGGAUUGAUCGCCCUCUACUCGGACAACGAGAAUCCGUCGUUCGUGUCGCCCGCGAUUGGCAACGUGUGUUUUGCAAGCUCCGAAUACAACGUCUGCUUCACCCUAAAAUCCUUCGCCGCCUUGUAUGCAAAGACCCAUCCAGGAUUGAACUCCAACGAGUUCGCGAAGAGACUAUGGGGCGACAUAUACUUCAAUUCGAAGACCCGGAAGUUCACCAAGAAACCUCCGCACAACACCGCACAGCGCAGCUUCAUUGAGUUUAUCUUGGAGCCGUUGUACAAGAUCUUCGCACAGGUUGUCGGCGACGUGGACACUACUUUGCCGGAUGUUUUGGACGAACUGGGAAUCAGAUUGACCUCCGAGGAGAUGAAGAUGAACAUCAGGCCUCUAUUAAGAUUGGUCUGCACCAGGUUUUUGGGAGAUAUGUGUGGACUGGUCGACAUGUGCGUAGCUCACGUGCCUAGUCCCCAGUCGCACGCACCGGUAAAGGUGCAGCACGUGUAUACAGGACCUAUAGACUCUCCUCUCGCGCAGGACAUGGUCAACUGUGAUCCUGAUGGCAGGCUGAUGAUUCACAGCACGAAAAUGUACCCUACCGAAGACUGCACGCUAUUCGUAGUCCUCGGGAGGGUGAUGUCCGGCACUCUAGAGGCAGGACAACGCGUCCGCGUGCUUGGUGAAGCUUAUUCUCGCACCGAUGAAGAGGACUCGCGGGUUCUCACUGUUGGAAGGUUAUGGAUCAGCGAGGCACGCUAUUCCAUCGAGUUAAACCGGGUUCCAGCGGGUAACUGGGUCCUGAUCGAGGGCAUCGACCGACCCAUAGUGAAGACCAGCACGAUCACCGAUCUGAACAGCUCGGACGACCUUCACAUAUUCCGGCCGCUGAAGUUCAACACCCAGAGCGUGAUUAAGAUCGCGGUAGAGCCCGUGAAUCCCUCGGAGCUGCCGAAGAUGUUGGACGGUCUGAGGAAGGUGAACAAGAGCUACCCUCUGCUGGGCACUAGGGUCGAGGAGAGCGGCGAACACGUGGUCCUGGGAACGGGUGAACUGUACCUGGACUGCGCCAUGCACGAUCUGCGUCGCAUGUACUCCGAGAUCGAUAUCAAAGUGGCCGAUCCAGUCGUCGCCUUCGCCGAAACGGUGGUGGAGACCAGUUCGUUAAAGUGUUUCGCGGAGACACCGAACAAACGCAACAAGCUGACGAUGAUCGCCGAGCCGCUGGAGAGAGGUUUGGCCGAGGACAUCGAGGCGGAGCACGUUAAGAUCACGUGGAACAAGAAGCGGUUGGGAGAGUUCUUCCAGACGAAGUACGAUUGGGACUUGCUAGCAGCGAGAAGUAUAUGGGCCUUCGGACCAGACGCAACAGGCCCGAACAUUCUAGUCGACGACACGCUGCCGUCCGAGGUGGACAAGACGCUGCUGAACAGCGCCCGGGACGCCAUCAUUCAAGGCUUCCAAUGGGGCACCAGAGAAGGCCCGCUUUGCGAGGAGCCGAUCCGGAACGUGAAGUUCAAGAUCUUGGACGCUGUGAUCGCCCAGGAGCCUCUGCAUCGAGGAGGCGGCCAGAUCAUUCCAACUGCGAGGAGGGUAGCCUACUCGGCGUUCUUGAUGGCAACGCCCAGAUUAAUGGAACCGUACCUGUUCGUCGAGGUGCAGGCUCCCGCGGAUUGCGUGUCGGCCGUUUACACGGUGCUGGCGAAAAGGAGGGGCCACGUGACCCAGGACGCCCCCGUGCCCGGAAGUCCUUUGUACACCAUCAAGGCGUUCAUCCCGGCGAUCGAUAGCUUCGGGUUCGAGACCGAUCUGAGGACGCACACGCAGGGACAGGCGUUCUGCUUGUCGGUCUUCCACCAUUGGCAAAUCGUGCCCGGCGAUCCGCUCGACAAAAGCAUCACGAUUCGACCGCUCGAGCCUCAACCGGCCACACACCUGGCCAGAGAAUUUAUGCUGAAAACACGGAGGCGGAAGGGUCUGUCGGAGGACGUGUCCAUCAACAAAUUCUUCGACGACCCUAUGUUGCUCGAGCUGGCGCGGCAGGACGUACUUCUGAAUUAUCCAUUAUAAGAAACCUUGUAUAAUUCCAAUUAUACAACAGCUGUAUAAUUCCAAUUUUAGUGCGAAGUCGUAUCGAUAAUAAAAUUAUUUUCUACACAA
Molecule: messenger RNA, 3439 nt
Organism: Megalopta genalis
Lineage: Eukaryota; Metazoa; Arthropoda; Insecta; Hymenoptera; Halictidae
Product: 116 kDa U5 small nuclear ribonucleoprotein component
Biological process (GO): mRNA splicing, via spliceosome
Cellular component (GO): U4/U6 x U5 tri-snRNP complex; U2-type catalytic step 2 spliceosome; cytosol
Molecular function (GO): U5 snRNA binding; GTPase activity; GTP binding
Source: RefSeq, a predicted model, not a curated record